AUGAAAACAGGGAAGCGGUUGAUUGUGUGCUGCGACGGUACUUGGCAGGACGGCAUCGUCGUCAACGCUAAAUGGAAGUACACGAACGUCCUGCGCCUUGCUAGGACGAUUAAGCAUGCCGAUGAACGAGUCAAUCCACCCGUGGCACAAAUAGUGUUCUACCAGUCCGGUAUAGGAUCGGCGCACAACCUCUAUUCCGAGGUCAUUGAUGGUACUACGGGAGCCUCGCUAGGCGACAAGAUCGAGGAAGCAUACGCUUUCCUGGCCCAGAACUACCACACUGGGGACGAGAUUAUCCUCUUCGGAUUCUCACGAGGCGCAUAUACUGCUCGUACUAUUGCUUCCCUCAUAGGUGACAUCGGUGUCCUAGACCGGACGGAGAUGGAUCACUUCGCCGAGAUUUUUGUCUCCCUGCAGAAACGGGCGAAAUCAAGUGAUCCAGAUGAGAUUCGGCAGUUAGACGAAUUUCUAAGCCCAUGGACUGGCCCCCGUGCUCCUGGGAUGCUCCGCUCAGAUCGAGGGCCAGAUGGCUUCUCCGUGAAAUGUGUUGGAGUUUUCGAGACAGUCGGCUCGGUCGGCCUUCCCGAAGAAUUGACUAUACACUCGGAGAAGACGAAGACCCUGCUCGGCUUCCGCGACAGGAAGCUGGGGCCCCAUGUCGAGAGGGCUUAUCAUGCUCUUGCUUUGAACGAGCCGCGCGCAGACUUCGACUGUGCGAAGUUCGAGCAGACUGAAGCCGGGAGACAGAAAGGGCAGGUUCUGAAGCAGUGCUGGUUCACUGGUACGCACCUCACUGUCGUACAGGUUGGGGGAGGAUAUCAACAACACGACCUCUCAGACUUGACGUUGACAUGGAUGGCGGCCAACAUCGGUGAUAUGCUGGACCUGAACCUUGGAUACUUGAUGUCCCUGCCGCGACCAGUGAAGCCAUGGGGACAAUUGGCUCCACACGACCCUCUGACAGGUGUCUAUAGCCUCGCAAAGACCAUCCAGCGCAAGCUUCCCACUGUCACGGACGACAUUACCCACGAAACGGUGCAUCCAUCUGUCCUGGAACAACCGCACAUGGUACCCGAGCUAGCCGAAAACAUUCAAAGGAACCCACGCCUCGUGUGCUCCCUUCUUCCGCUGGAAGAAGAGCUCAAGCAACAAUGGACUGUGUCGCCUGGGAAUGAGCGCGCGCAGGCCCAUGCCGGUGCAUAUCUCAGCGAGACCGUCAUGGCAGCUCACCACGAGGGCUCAGCACAUCGGGUGGCAUCCGAAGCGAAGAAAUGGGUGGACUUCGCUGUAGACAAUGGCACCGCCGCAGUCAUGAAGCACCUCUUACGUUGA
Messenger RNA from Fomitopsis serialis, 1332 nucleotides. RefSeq lists its product as uncharacterized. The record is from RefSeq and is a predicted model, not a curated record. NCBI's taxonomy places the organism in Eukaryota, Fungi, Basidiomycota, Agaricomycetes, Polyporales, Fomitopsidaceae. The transcript has 17 exons. Bases 1 to 1332 code for a protein of 443 amino acids.